Podarcis lilfordi (Lilford's wall lizard) is the source of this 402-nucleotide messenger RNA. NCBI's taxonomy places the organism in Eukaryota, Metazoa, Chordata, Lepidosauria, Squamata, Lacertidae. The record is from the annotation of a GenBank genome assembly.
AUGCACUGGGCUUCUGUUCUGAUUAUAGUGGGCCUCUGCCGAGUGUCCUUGAGCCAGUACGAUGAUCAGUAUGAGGACAUGGCCUGGCUACAGCACUAUUUACGCAGCCAAUCCUCUUCUUACAACUAUUCUCCAUAUUACGAAGAUGAGGUUCCCCCAUAUUCUUCUUACUCUUAUGUGCCAGCUGGGUCCUCUGUUGGGGAGCCUGUCCCUGAACCACCUGUUUCCAGGGAAUGCCCCCAAGAAUGCGAAUGCCCACCCAACUUCUCUUCUGCUAUGUAUUGUGACUCUCGCAACCUCAGGUAUCUUCCUUUUGUGCCUUCCCGGAUGAAAUACGCCUACUUCCAGAACAACCAAAUUGGGGCUAUCCAAGAGGAGCCUUUGACAAUGCUACCAACCUAG